CUUUUGUUGACCACAAAUACCAUUUUGACCUUCUAGACUUCCCAUUUGCAACCGACCUUCCUACCUUGUCACCCUUUCAAAACCAGCCUUUUAAGUCUCUCUCUAUUCCCAUUCCUCCUCCUUCACCACCACAACCACCAAUAAGACCAACACCAACACCUUCAGGGAUUUUGGGGGAAUCCAGUUCUAGGGUUUUUAAAUUUCUUUCUUGUAUAUUGCAAUAUCACAAAUAUUAAGCCUUAAAGAUGCCACCUUUUGCAGAAUCAAGGUCUCCUUUUAAUGGGUUGCAGCUAAAUAAGCCAGACCCAAGCUCCAAUAUUGUAACCAUUGAUGUUGGUGGUCAGCUUUUCCAAACCACCAAGCAAACCCUAACCCUAGCUGGCCCAAAAUCGCUUUUCUCCACCGUUUCCAAUUCUUCCGAUCAACAUGGUGUCCCUUUCGUUGACAGAGACCCUGAAUUGUUUUCAAUCAUUCUCUCUCUUCUCAGAACCGGUCAUCUUCCAUCCAAAGCCAAAGCUUUCGAUCUUCAAGACCUCAUCUUCGAAGCCCAAUUCUACGGCAUUGAAAGCCUCCUCUUAGCUUCGCAAUCGAACCCAUCUCAGUUUGAAGCUUUUAAUCUCGAAAAAUCAUUGAUUUUGCCGUUGAGUGGCCGUGACUCGCCCUCCGCGAUCUCUACCACACCGUAUGGGUUCGUUCACGUCGCGCACGGUAGCAAAAUUACAUCUUUUGAUUGGGCUCUUCGAAGAAAAUCCACAAUCUUGACUCAAUUCACCGCCGUCGAUUCUCUAUUGGCGUUAUCGCCGAACGUAGCCGCGGCCGGAGCCACAGACUUUUCUGGGUUACAGAUUCUUGAUCUUGAUAAGGGUUUGGUUAGAGAGACAUUGAAUUGGGAGAACGUGACAAGGUCUAGUUCAACAGUACAGGCAAUUGGGUCAUCUCCUGAUUAUUUGUUCACUAGUUUUGAAUCCGGUAGGAGGAAUUCGAAUUCGAUUAUGGUUUUUGAUAUCCAGGGUGGUUUUCGCCCAGUUACCGAGAUCGGUCCUAAUGAAAUUUUUGGGGCUGACCUUGAUUCUGCUAUUCCUGCAACGAACUUGAAGUGGCUUUCAAAACACAAUUUGUUGAUGGCUGCUGGGUCUCAUAGUGGACCUUCAGGUGUAUCCGGCAACAUCAAGUUUUGGGACUUGAGGUCUGGGAAUGUAGUUUGGGAGCUGAAGGAAAAAGUUGAUUGCUUUUCGGAUGUCACUGUUUCGGAUAAUCUUUCUGCAAUGUUCAAGGUUGGUGUGAAUUCGGGGGAGGUGUUCUACACUGAUGUGAGGAAUGCCGGUGCAGAGAAUCCGUGGGUAUGUGUUGGGAAUAGAACAAAGGUGAUCAAUGGGAAGAAAGAAGGGCUUGGUUGCAGGAUUGAAAGUCAUGACAAUCAAGUGUUUUGCAGUAGGGGAGGUGAUUUGGAGUUGUGGUCAGAGGUUUUAGUUGGUGCUUCGAGGAAUAGUGAAGAUGGGUUGGAGGACAGGGUCUUCAGGAAGAACUUAAUGGGGAGAGUUAAGGACGUUGGAGGAAGUAGGAUAACCCACAUGGCUUUUGGAGGUAACAAAAUGUUCAUGACAAGGAAGGAUCAGCAAUUUGUUGAGGUUUGGCAGAGUUCUGUUAAGGGAUUUUGAUCUCGAAAAUUAACAUUUGAAUCAAUAGGUAGAAUACUGUUUAUAUUGGUUUCACAUGUAAGCUAGCUAUUCCUCAACGCUGUAAGUAGCUAUUUGUAAGAUUCAUUUGGAAAUGACUUUGUAUCAUGUCAAGUUUCCAAUUCUUUAUAAAUGUUAAUUUAUAUCA
Cornus florida is the source of this 1824-nucleotide messenger RNA. RefSeq names its product BTB/POZ domain-containing protein At5g41330. Gene Ontology annotation, biological process: protein homooligomerization. Lineage: Eukaryota; Viridiplantae; Streptophyta; Magnoliopsida; Cornales; Cornaceae. Bases 246 to 1658 code for a protein of 470 amino acids. Gene Ontology annotation, molecular function: protein binding. The record is from RefSeq and is a predicted model, not a curated record. The transcript has a single exon.